AUGAAUACCUUAUUUCUCCUCCUGGUGGUUCUCUGUCUUUGUGAUGAUGCUGCCUGCACUCCCACGUGCAACAACCAGUGCUGUCGCUUCGUGGAGGGAUCCCCGGUCAGGCUUAGGAGACUGCGCCAAGACUUUGCAGUCAUCAGGGACUACUACGAAGCUGAAGAUGAUUUGGAGAUAGGUCUGCUCGAUCAGAGCAUUGAACACUCCUUAAGGAGUCCGUUUGGUUGCCAUGCCAUGAAGAACAUAAUUGACUUCUACUUGAAGACGGUUUUACCGACGGCUAUUGCUGACAUGACGGAGGAAAACAAGAAUUAUAAACCACACAUUGAGUCCAUACAAUUAAUAUUCGACCAGCUGAAGAAUGACAUGAUCAAAUGUAAGAAUUACUUUCAGUGCAAGAAGCCCUUUGAAAUCACACAGUUGAACUCCACAUAUGCUCAGAUGGAGGGGAAAGGACUCAAUAAAGCCAUCGGCGAGUUAGAUCUAUUAUUUAACUUCAUCGAGAUGUACCUUGGUUCAAAACGACGACGUCAGUGAUCUCCUUUACAACCACGGUGUUCCCCGAACGUGACCUUUCCCUCCACCUGCACUGCGCUGACUGGAAGAACCUGCUGCAUGGAGUUCUGAUGGCUUUGUCUGAUGUCUUUUGUCUUUGAGAAUUCAAAUUCAUAAUAUAUUUGUCCCGAGGACAAGUUUUC
This is a messenger RNA of Gadus chalcogrammus (walleye pollock), 701 nucleotides long. RefSeq names its product interleukin 10 (gene il10). Gene Ontology annotation, cellular component: extracellular region. Gene Ontology annotation, molecular function: cytokine activity. The coding region runs from base 1 to 540 and encodes 179 amino acids. The record is from RefSeq and is a predicted model, not a curated record. NCBI's taxonomy places the organism in Eukaryota, Metazoa, Chordata, Actinopteri, Gadiformes, Gadidae. Gene Ontology annotation, biological process: immune response. The transcript has 5 exons.